Humulus lupulus (European hop) is the source of this 1848-nucleotide messenger RNA. RefSeq names its product caffeoylshikimate esterase-like. The coding region runs from base 559 to 1617 and encodes 352 amino acids. Lineage: Eukaryota; Viridiplantae; Streptophyta; Magnoliopsida; Rosales; Cannabaceae. The record is from RefSeq and is a predicted model, not a curated record. Gene Ontology annotation, molecular function: lipase activity. Gene Ontology annotation, cellular component: membrane. The transcript has 8 exons.
UUUCUUUAUAUUUGAAUUGUAUGUGACUUGAGAAGAAAAAAGGAAAAAAAAAAAAAAAGAAGGUAGGGAAACCAUAUAUAUCGGGAAUUGUGAGGUGGAGCUAGAGGAAUGGAGCGGUGAGGACACAACUCAGAAGAAGAUUAGAAAUCAGAAUAUAACAACAAUAACAACUCUGCCCUCCUCUGUUUUUCUGCUAUAUCAUAUCAUAUUGGUAUGGGCACCUUUCCAUUUGAGCAUCUUCAUCAUCUCCUUACUUUUGUUUUCUGGCUUUUCAAUCCCAACUUCCCAAAUCCCAACCCAUUAAACAUAUAAUUCCUCUCUCUCUCUCUCUCUCUCUGAAUCCUUUCUUUCUUUCUUUUCUGAACAGUGAUCUCUGUGUCUGCUCUCAUAUUUGCCCCAACAAAACGGUCCAUGUUAAAGUAACUCAGUAUCGCCUGUGAGAGAUCAUUCUCUUUCCUUAGCUAGUUAGAUAUCUUCCCACCCACUACUCCUUUCCUUGUCCGGUUUCUCUGUUUUCUUCUUCUUAUUUUCUUACUCUUUUCCCAUUAUAUUAGAAAGAUGAACAUAGAGGUUGAAUACCAAGAAGAUUACAUUAGGAACUCAAGAGGAGUACAGCUCUUCACUUGCAGAUGGUUACCUUUUUCAUCUCCAAAAGCUCUUGUUUUUCUCUGUCACGGUUACGGCAUGGAGUGCAGUGGAUUCAUGAGAGGUUGUGGGAUCAAACUCGCUUGUGCGGGAUUUGCAGUGUUUGGUAUCGAUUAUGAGGGUCACGGACGGUCGAGAGGGGCCAGGUGUUACAUCAAGAAGUUUGACAACAUCAUUGACGAUUGCAAUGAUUUUUUCAAAUCAAUUUGUGCAACGGAAGAAUACAGGGACAAGGGUAGGUUCUUGUACGGUGAGUCCAUGGGAGGAGCUGUGGCCCUUUUACUUCACAAGAAGGAUACUUCUUUUUGGAAUGGUGCUGUGCUUGUUGCUCCCAUGUGUAAGAUAUCGGAGAAAGUGAAGCCACAUCCUUUGGUGGUGAAUGUACUGACUAAGGUGGAAGAGAUUAUACCAAAAUGGAAGAUAGUUCCCACUAAGGACGUAAUUGAUUCAGCUUUCAAGGACCCUAUCAAGCGUGAAGAGAUAAGGAGCAACAAACUCAUCUACCAAGACAAGCCUAGGCUGAAAACAGCCCUAGAAAUGCUCAGAACGAGUAUGAGCCUUGAAGAUAGUUUACACGAGGUAAUGAUGCCAUUCUUCGUUUUACAUGGGGAGGCAGACACGGUAACAGACCCGGAAGUGAGCAGAGCAUUGUAUGAGAAGGCUAGCAGCUUAGACAAGACCAUGAAGUUGUACCCUGGAAUGUGGCACGGUUUGACGUCCGGCGAGCCCGAUGAGAACGUCGAGAUUGUGUUCGCUGACAUCAUUACCUGGCUCGGUAAGCACACCAACGAACGAGAUCAUAUCACUAGCAUUCACCAUCCUAUUCCCGCGCUCAACCAUGGCGUCGUGAGGUUCGCAACCACAGCCGCUGCGUUGCCAGAGAAAGUGAGCAGAAAGCCGCGGACGCAUUCACCCGGAAGCUAUUUGUGUGGAUUGAAAGGCCGCCGCUUGCAGCAUCACUCCUCUAUGUAGCUCUUGUUGUAUUGAGUAUAGUAAACCCUGCUCUAUAAUCAGUAUACGUGCGUUAGAUAUACUGGACUUAAAUUGUCUUCCCAAUGGAAAAUGGGAGAGAAAGUAAAAUAAGAAAUUGGGUCUUUUAGAUUGGAUAUAUGUAGAAGUUUCGUUCGGUUCGAGCUAGUUUAUGUGUAAUAUAUUCGAGCUUCAUCCAAUCUUUGAGAAAAUAACAGAGUAAAUUGAACUAAA